AUGAGUUCAUCGUAUUUAACUAUAGGCUCCUUAAGUGCAAGCCUUGGAUUAUUAAUCUAUAUUGGUUUAACUUAUAUGUUAACUAACUAUGGUUUUCGGUUCGAUAUUGGCUGGUUUCUCUUAUCAAUUUCACCUUAUCAAUGGGCAUUGAUUGGUAUUGCAUUAGCCGUUUCACUCUCGGUUUUUGGCGCUGCUUUAGGUAUUUUUGCAACCGGUGUUAGUAUAUUAGGUGGUGGUGUUAAAGCACCACGUAUUCGAACAAAAAAUUUGAUUUCAAUAAUUAUGUGUGAAGCCGUUGCUAUCUAUGGUCUCAUCAUGGCUAUUGUUAUAUCGGGCUCGAUUUCGAGUUACUCAGCGACACGCAUGGAAGAUUUAGUCCUUAAAUAUCGUGCUGGCUACAAACUAUUUGGCGCUGGUUUAAGUGUGGGUCUAUGCAAUUUAUUUUGUGGCGUUUGUGUUGGCCUUGUUGGAUCUGGAGCAGCUUUAGCUGAUGCACAAAAUUCAUCAUUAUUUGUUCGAAUUCUCAUCAUUGAAAUAUUUGCUAGUGCAAUAGGUUUAUUUGGUCUCAUUGUUUCUAUACUUCAGGCAAGCGGAUCGAAUAUGUCCGAUUAA
Messenger RNA from Rotaria socialis, 612 nucleotides. Lineage: Eukaryota; Metazoa; Rotifera; Eurotatoria; Philodinida; Philodinidae. The record is from the annotation of a GenBank genome assembly.